CGUCAUCUCCGCCCUGCACAACUCGAUUCUCCUCUUCCGUUUCUCUCUCGCAUUCAACCAUGCCGUACCGUCAGCGAAAGGGCGGGCAAAAGUGGAGGGAGAAAACGAAGACCGACAGCUCCGGCCUUAACAGACUUGGUGAAUGGAGUGCUAGUGGAAGCAGUGGGCAAACUCGAGCAUCGGUUCAGCCUAUACAAUUUGGGAGGGUGCAGGUGAAUCCGGUUCCAGUACAAGGGAAAAAAGGAGUCUGGCUGCCCAAAUCUUAUGGAACUGUUGGUGGAUCGACGGCAGUAGAAGCCGAAGUACCCGCUGCUGCUAAAAGUACAGUUGGAUUGCAGCAAAAUGGGAAAAGUAGUUCUGGUGCAAGUAAGGUGUUCAAGGGUAAUCUCUUGGAAAAUUUUACGGUGGACAACUCAACGUAUUCUCAGGUGCAGAUACGAGCUACGUUCUAUCCUAAAUUUGAAAACGAGAAGUCAGAUCUAGAGAUCAGGACGAGGAUGAUUGAGAUGGUCUCUAACAGCCUGGCUUCCUUGGAGGUUUCACUUAAACACUCUGGGUCACUUUUUAUGUACGCUGGUAAUGAGGGUGGUGCUUAUGCCAAAAACAGCUUUGAUAUACAGCCGUUGGUGUAUUUGUCCUUGGACGCAUGUUUCGUGAGACAUGGGGAUCUGAAGCAGCAAAAAAGCAAGCAGAGUUCAAUGAUUUCCUAGAGGUAGGAACCAUAUGUGCGUAUCAAUGGAGCUCGUAACUGCUGUCCUAGGAGACCAUGGACAGCGUCCAAAUGAAGAUUUUGGUACAGAGUUCUUUUCUUCUCUUCUUUUAUGGUUUAGAAACUUUAAUGACCUUGGAUGGCUGAGAUUAAGUCAUAAAUUUCAAUACUUUUUGAC
Argentina anserina (silverweed cinquefoil) is the source of this 887-nucleotide messenger RNA. Its product is annotated as tRNA ligase 1-like. Gene Ontology annotation, biological process: tRNA splicing, via endonucleolytic cleavage and ligation. The transcript has 6 exons. Bases 60 to 710 code for a protein of 216 amino acids. Lineage: Eukaryota; Viridiplantae; Streptophyta; Magnoliopsida; Rosales; Rosaceae. The record is from RefSeq and is a predicted model, not a curated record. Gene Ontology annotation, molecular function: RNA ligase (ATP) activity.